Messenger RNA from Arachis duranensis, 555 nucleotides. RefSeq lists its product as uncharacterized. Bases 1 to 555 code for a protein of 184 amino acids. NCBI's taxonomy places the organism in Eukaryota, Viridiplantae, Streptophyta, Magnoliopsida, Fabales, Fabaceae. The record is from RefSeq and is a predicted model, not a curated record. The transcript is spliced from 2 exons.
AUGUGGCGAGCACAUAUUCGUGGCCUACUCCCGUUUCGCACCUUGGUCACCAGUAUGACCGCCUUAGCUGAGGUCCCCUGGUUGGAUGAUGAUGUAAUACCACCACCCCCAGAUGACGAUGACAAGGAGGUUACUAUUCCUUGGGGUGGUUGGGUGCACGAGAAGCCCCCGGCUAGACGCCGAUCUAGGGCUAGAGCAGUGGUCGGGACGACUGGACCUUCAGCAGCCCCGUCCUCUUCUACAGCAGCAGCUCCAUCUUCUUCGACAGCCCCUUCUUCAGCAACUGAGCCGACUUACCUACUGAUCAUGCGCCGACUGGAUCGGAUGGAUCAGACACUCAUCUCCCUGGGCACUGAGUUACCUCCGCUCCCAGACUCUCCGGCCUCCGAUGAGCAGGAUCAUCAGGAGGAGGAUGUUGAUGAGCCGACUCAGCAGGAUGCACCUCCAGCUGCUCCUGACGCCACAGAGAUUCAGCAGCCCCAUGAGGAGCCGGUCCCACAGCCUCAAACAGAGUCAGCACCUACCGGUGUCCCUACCCCUGAUCCUCAGGUUUAG